AUGAGGUGGUCACCGCUCCUCCUUCUCUCGGCGGCCUUGUCGCCCGUCAUGGCCAUCCGCAAGCUCGAGUCCAAGUCGCUCAACACGUGCCAGUCUGAUUCUAUGUUCUCGGCCAGUCUGUUCAACGUCGUCUUCACCCCCGACAACGGUACCGCCACUGUCAACAUUGUCGCCGUCUCCUCCGUCCAGGGCAGCGUCGUCUUCGAUAUCUCGCUCAAGGCCUACGGUUACGAAGUCAUCCAUCGCACCAUCGACCCCUGUGACAUUGAUCUCGCCGGUCUGUGCCCCAUGACCGCCGACAAGAUCAACCUCAAGUUCAACAUCGAUAUUGACGAGGAGGCCACCAAGGUCAUCCCCGGUAUCGCCUUCUCCAUCCCCGAUCUUGAUGCCACCUUCCGCGCCUACCUCAACCUGACGGAAACCGGCGAGAGUGUUGCCUGUGUCGAAGCCGACUUCUCCAACGGAAAGACUGUCGACCUUGUCGGAGUCAAGUGGGCCACUGCUCUCAUCGCCAUUCUCGGUCUCAUCGCUGCCGCCGUCGUCUCCGGCAUGGGCCACACCAAUGCCGCCGCUCACUUGGCCGCCAACACCCUGUCUCUCUUCGGUUACUUCCAGGCCCAGGCCAUCAUUGGUCUCACCGGUGUCCACCUGCCCCCCGUCGUCCAGGCCUGGACCCAGAACUUCAUGUGGUCCAUGGGUAUCAUUCGCGUCGGCUGGAUGCAGGACGUCUUCACCUGGUCACCAAGCGAUCGGUCGACUUUACUGAGGGUGCCGCUGGCAUCAUGGCUCGUGCUGGCACAGCCCCUCCCCAAGCGCGCCAACAUUCAGCUCAGCUCCGGCUCCUUCAUCGUGUACGGUAUCCAGCGUGUCGCCUUCCGUGCCAAGAUUGAGUCGACCAACCUCUUCAUGACCGGCCUGACCUUCUACUGCAUCUUCGCCGUCCUCACCGUUCUCGUCGUCGCUCUCUUCAAGGGUUUCACUGAGCUGUGCGUCAGGCAGAGGUGGAUGAAGAGCGACAGCUUCCUCGAGUUCCGCAACGGCUGGCUCACCGUCCUCAAGGGCAUCUUGUUCCGUGUCACGCUCAUUGGUUUCCCCAUGAUGACAAUCCUCUGCCUCUGGGAGCUCACGCAGCGCGACUCGCCCGCCGAGGUCGUCCUCGCCAUCUUCUUCUUCUUCGGCAUGUUGAUCACCCUUGGCUGGGCCUCGUUCAAGGUCAUCCGCAUCGCUCGUCGCUCCGUCGCCAUGCACCGCAACCCGGCCUACAUCCUCUACUCGGACCCCCAGGCCCUCAACAAGUGGGGCUUCCUCUACGUCCAGUUCCGCGCCUCGGCCUACUACUUCAUCGCCCCUACUCUUCUCUACACCCUCAUCAAGGGCAUGUUUGUCGCUUUCGGCCAGCACGUUGGAGUCGUGCAAGCCAUCGCCUUCAUGGUCAUUGAGGCUGCCGCUCUCAUCGCCGCUAGUGUCCUGCGCCCCUGGAUGGACAAGAGCAUCAACUCGUUCAACAUUGCCAUUUGCGUCAUGAACUUCCUCAACUCCGUCUUCCUCUUCAUGAUGACCAAUGUCUACGCCGCGCCCGACAUUGUCCCCGGCGCCACCGGUGUCGUGCUGUUCAUUGCCAACGCCGCCUUCUCCCUGAUUCUGCUCAUCAUGGUUAUCAUCUCGAGCACCAUUGUCUUCUGGCGCAAGAACCCCGAUGCCAAGUACCAGUUCAUGGCCGACGACCGUGUCUCUUUCAUGAAGUCACAGACCCAGCUGAACACGACGACGGAGCUCGACGCUCUGGCCGCGACGGCCCGUGGUGACAAGGCCGGGUACAAGUCGCAGCUCGACCUCGAUGACGACAACGAGUCCAUCUCGUCUGAGUCGAUGCGCCGCCGCGUGGACGGCAAUGGCCACCCGCUGGCCGCGCAGUCUCAGACGUCGGUCAACCGCAUCGGCAACCCGCCGCGCUCUCCGGUGGACCCUUCGGUGCCUCUGUUCCCCGCCGACAACCGCGGCAGCCCCUACGCCUCGAGUCUGAGGUCACCCAGCCCCUACGGCGGUGCGGGAAGCCAACAGAGCCUCCGCCAGCAGCACAAUGCCAGCCCGGCGGGCUACAGGUCACAAAACAACGCCAGCCCGUGGCAACGCGGUGCCGGCUACGAGCACUAA
Messenger RNA from Verticillium dahliae VdLs.17, 2154 nucleotides. Its product is annotated as DUF907 domain-containing protein. Gene Ontology annotation, biological process: fungal-type cell wall biogenesis; transmembrane transport. The coding region runs from base 1 to 2154 and encodes 717 amino acids. The transcript has 3 exons. Lineage: Eukaryota; Fungi; Ascomycota; Sordariomycetes; Glomerellales; Plectosphaerellaceae. The record is from RefSeq and is a predicted model, not a curated record.